Messenger RNA from Grosmannia clavigera kw1407, 204 nucleotides. RefSeq lists its product as uncharacterized. NCBI's taxonomy places the organism in Eukaryota, Fungi, Ascomycota, Sordariomycetes, Ophiostomatales, Ophiostomataceae. The record is from RefSeq and is a predicted model, not a curated record. The transcript has a single exon. Bases 1 to 204 code for a protein of 67 amino acids.
AUGGCGGCCACAGCGUCUGCCUUGACCCUAGCCUCGUCUAUGGUGGCGAGCACCCCAUCCUGGAUGGUGCUGGGCGCCGACGGGCCGCUCUUCAGGAAAGGCUUUUGGGCUGUGGGAGGCCACGUGCAGGCCACCAGGAUACAGGACGGACAACCAGCCUUCUUGCUGAAUUCUAAGACCGCUAACAAUGCCGUCGAUGCCUAG